Molecule: messenger RNA, 1473 nt
Organism: Carassius auratus (goldfish)
Lineage: Eukaryota; Metazoa; Chordata; Actinopteri; Cypriniformes; Cyprinidae
Gene: tmeff1a
Product: transmembrane protein with EGF-like and two follistatin-like domains 1a
Exons: 9
Coding region: 353-1375 (340 amino acids)
Cellular component (GO): plasma membrane
Molecular function (GO): protein binding
Source: RefSeq, a predicted model, not a curated record
UACUCUAUAAGGUUUCACGUGAUCAUAGUCCAUCUCGUGUUGUUGAUGUGGAAUCUUAUACCUACCUCUCUCCGUUUUCCCUCCUUCCUCUGUUUUUGUGUCCGUCUGCUUGUAUCUUAGCGCAGAUGAAAGGUAUAGUGAAGGAAACUGAGACAGACUCUGCGCGAGCGACACUAUAGGAUAAUUGGAGCGCGUGAGCUGGUGUGAUGCGUCUGAAGGUAUCGGGUCACUGGCCCUUCUAUCAGCUGGACCGAUGACAAGAAGAAAUGAGCCAUAGCAAGUGCAGCAUCAGCUUUCAUAUGAAUGAACAGUUCCGCGUCAUUUGGCGUACCAGUCGCGCGGAAUCCUCGCAAUGAGCCGCAUUAUGUCCGGUGGCUCGUGCGCUGCAGGUGCUGGAUGUCGUCUCGCGAUGUUCGGGCUGCUGGUCCUCGUCCAGAUGCCUGGGGCCCUGACGUCCGACACGGAUAGCGACUGUUUAUCUGAAGAUGGCAAAGGAUGUCAUGGUCUGUCUGAGAAGAAAAGUGACCUUCAUGUGUGUGAUGAAUAUAGUUGUUCUUUUGGAGGAAUAUGCAGGUACAACGGAUCACACCUGGAGUGUCUUUGUCUGUAUCAGUGUCCACAGAGCUUUGCUCCAGUAUGUGGGUCCGAUGGUAACACGUACCAUAGUGAAUGUUUCCUAAGACAAGCUGCCUGUGAACAGCAGACCGCAAUCACUGUCAUUACUGAAGGACACUGUCACGCAGAUGCUGAGUCGGCAUCAGGAGACACAGAUCUGGAGAGCUCAGGACUGGAGCCCAGUAGAUUCUCCAAGUGUUCCAGCUGCAAAUUCGGAGCAGAGUGUGAUGAAGACUCUGAAGGCAUUUGGUGUGUGUGCAACAUAGACUGCAGUGGAUAUAAUAUGAAUCCAGUGUGUGGAUCAGAUGGACAGUCUUACAGUAACCCAUGUCAGAUCAGAGAAGCAUCCUGCUUGAAACAAUCUCAGAUCGAUGUCAAAUAUCUUGGACAAUGUCCAGAUUCAGUGGAUCUAGUGGGCGGAGUCAAUGUGGGCGGAGCAAUGCCCUGUUCUGAAAUCAACAGCAGCUUUUGUCUGCAUGGAAACUGUGAGAUGAAAAAUGACCUGGCAACGUGCAAGUGUGAUCUGGGGUUCUCCGGUGUGCAGUGUGAGCAAAGAGACUUCAGUGAACUGUACGUGGUUCCCAAUGGCCAAAAGAUUCAAUACGUCCUGAUUGCUGUGAUCAUCGCUGCUGUACAGAUUAGCAUCAUCAUUGCGAUCGUAAUAUGCAUCACAAGGAUUCAUCCAAAAAAGCCACGAGGUCGGCUUCAGAAACAGAACCUGGGACACUUUCCCAAAGAUGGAGGAUGCAUGAUUGAAUAGCUGCUGAUUACUUUAAUACAAACACACAAACAACUGCACAAUUAUCUUUUGACGUUAGUAUUUGAGUGGCCUUAUUUCACCCUGUCACCAUGAUCUUU